AUCGCCAUUUUCCAAUUCGUGCGGCAGAAGAGCUUCCCCAGAUAUUUCAGUCCUCUAUUUUUGUUAAAUUUCCACUGUUUAUUAUUGUUUUUUGUAUACUGAAGUUUUCCACGCAACGUGUCUAUUACUAUAUUAAGUGGAUCAUAGCCAACUGCGGAAGAUGGGAACGCAACAAUUUUCACUCAGGUGGAAUAACUACCUGAGGCACAUCACGGGUGCCUUUGACUCACUACGAACUGAUAGUGAUCUAGUUGAUGUUACUCUAAGCUGCGAAGGAAAAAAAAUUAAAGCACACAAAAUGUUACUCUCUGCCUGCAGUUCAUAUUUCAAAGAUUUGUUCAAAGAUAACCCAUGUCAGCAUCCUGUGAUCAUAUUUAGGAAUGUCAAAUUUGAUGACUUAGAUGCCCUAGUCAACUUCAUGUAUCAGGGUGAAGUUAAUGUGCUGCAAGACCAACUUGCAUCAUUCCUCACCACAGCCGAGUUAUUAGAAGUUCAAGGUCUAACCGAUGGCGGUAACAACCCUGAAGAAGAAGAAGAACCAGAGACUGAACAACCACCUCCACCACCCGUCCAGCAUAGAGAAUUUAGGCCAGAAAAACGUAGAAGUGUACCACAAUCAAAUAACCAAACCAUGUCACCUGUGUCUUUCAUUCCUAUUAACAAGAGGCCAGAGUCUCCGCCCCAAAAGAGGAGAAAAUUUGUUUCUAGCACUAGCAGUGUACAAUCGGGUGAUAAAGACUUAGAAUCUAGGAGGCCAAUGCAACAGCAGCAGCAUCCUAGUCCAGAUCCUGUGGAAGUCAUUCCUGUAGUUCCUAAUGUUAAAGUAGAGAAACCAGACUAUUACGAUGGCGACCAAGGCGGUGGCGAUUAUAGUGAUAACCUUCAUACCUCAAACUCUAAUCAAGAAUUACCUGAAAUGUUAGAACAUGGCCAAAUAGAAUCAAAGCAAGAAGCUGUUGAUAUUUACGAAGACUCAGACUCCUCACAUGUCGAAGGACUGUCGGACCUAAAUCAAAUCCUGAACAAACCCGGAACUAGUGUAGAAUCAGUGUCACAAGAAUCCUUACAUGGUAAGAAUAAUGUAUCCAUUGCGUUCCCCUUGCCAGUCAACUGAGAGAGCUCCUCUGACUCAUUUUCUCGCCGCACGUUAAUAUUGAAUGAAUUUUAAAUUUUUCUGAAACUGAA
Bemisia tabaci is the source of this 1185-nucleotide messenger RNA. NCBI's taxonomy places the organism in Eukaryota, Metazoa, Arthropoda, Insecta, Hemiptera, Aleyrodidae. The record is from RefSeq and is a predicted model, not a curated record.